AUGGACACGGCGCAACCGCGAUACGACACACCACACGGCAGGCACACUGAGCACAGUUCACGAAACGUCGUCCUCACCGCGCAUAUUUACCGCAUCCAGCAACGAUCGGUUCGCACUUCGAACCCGGUGUUUCGUCCUACAUUCGUGGUGGUAUCCACGAAUGUAGGACGAAACGUCACGCGCCGGCCGAUUAGUUGUGUGACACGGGUACACCACUUACAUGUAUUCCACGGGUGGAACGAUAGAGCGGGAAGACGAUACAGUUUCUUUCGCGAGACUAGAGCUGUCGUGGACAGAGGGCUAGGGCUGUGCGUUUACAUCGCAGCGGUACGACACUGUCCGUGCCGCGGGCGUGCAGAGACUGGCGGCUGGCGGGCGGUAGAGCGCCCCGCGGCCUCACCGCCCGACGUCACGUUGACGGCCCGACGCUGGCGUCAUCGCCGCACGCGG
Messenger RNA from Iphiclides podalirius (scarce swallowtail), 450 nucleotides. The record is from the annotation of a GenBank genome assembly. Lineage: Eukaryota; Metazoa; Arthropoda; Insecta; Lepidoptera; Papilionidae.